GGCGGGGGGCGGGCCGGGGAGCUGUCGGUGCGGGGAAAGUGCGCGGAGCAGUUGCAGCAGCCAUGCCGGUGGAUCUGGGGCUGUGGAGCGGGCCGCUGAGCCUCACCGAGGUGGAGCAGAAGCCAGCGCACCCGCUGCGCGUUAAAUAUGGCUCCGUGGAGAUAGACGAGCUGGGCAAGGUUCUCACGCCCACGCAGGUCCAGCAUCGACCCACCAGCAUUGAGUGGGAUGGCUGUGAUCCUCAGAAGCUUUACACCCUGGUUCUCACAGACCCAGAUGCUCCCAGUAGGAAGGACCCAAAAUUCAGGGAAUGGCACCACUUCCUAGUGACCAACAUGAAAGGCAACGAUGUGGGAAGUGGGACUGUGCUGUCGGAUUAUGUUGGCUCUGGCCCUCCCAAAGGAACAGGGCUGCACCGCUACGUCUGGCUGGUGUACGAGCAGCCGAAGCAGCUGAGCUGCACCGAGCCCGUCCUCUCCAACCGCUCUGGGGACAAACGAGGGAAAUUCAAGGUGGCUUCUUUCCGCAGCAAGUACGAGCUGGGGGUGCCAGUGGCUGGCACUUGCUACCAGGCAGAGUGGGAUGACUACGUGCCAAAACUCUAUGAGCAGCUGUCGGGGAAGUAGGGGGUGAGGGGACCUGAGGUAGCACUGUGCAGCACCCCCUGUCCCCCUGCAGACCAGCUUGGGCAGAGCACAUCCCUGUAGUUUUGAUUUGUUGAGCCCAACUACUCCUGCACUGACCACUGGGACUGGAACCCUGUCCCUGCUUUGCUGUUGGUGGUGGUCCAGACCUGUGCUGUGCUCCUGCAGGCUGAUGUUGCUACAGGCAACCAUCAGACAAGCUUCUGACACGGUGUCCUCAGAGGGCCACCCCUCCAGGCUGCAGGGCUGUAGGGGAAACCAGAGCCUUUGUGAAUUUGUGUCCCUGCUGUAGUGAAGCUGUGUUGUGUGACAGUGGUGAGGGCACAGAACCACUGCUGGGGUGGUGUUGGCUGUGCAGUCUCCCCUUUCCAGAAGAAGGGAUGGCAGUCUAAGGGAAGCUCCCAUUUUUUUUAAUUUUACCCUCAAGUAUUUGGCCAGUGCCUCCUCUUCACUGAGGAGAACCACUAAAGUAGUGAUGGGGUAGUGGGUGGGAGGAGGCAGGAAGCUGGUUUGUAGCACUACUUAAUUGUUCUCUGUUGCCACUCUAAGCUGAGACCACUUCAUUUUGUUCUGUUGUGACCUGAUCUGUUUGCUCACAGUGCAAUUAAAAACUUACCCACGUGAA
Calypte anna (Anna's hummingbird) is the source of this 1269-nucleotide messenger RNA. It is a transcript of the gene PEBP1, whose product is annotated as phosphatidylethanolamine binding protein 1. NCBI's taxonomy places the organism in Eukaryota, Metazoa, Chordata, Aves, Apodiformes, Trochilidae. The transcript is spliced from 4 exons. The coding region runs from base 63 to 626 and encodes 187 amino acids. The record is from RefSeq and is a predicted model, not a curated record. Gene Ontology annotation, biological process: negative regulation of MAPK cascade.